Molecule: messenger RNA, 1296 nt
Organism: Nothobranchius furzeri (turquoise killifish)
Lineage: Eukaryota; Metazoa; Chordata; Actinopteri; Cyprinodontiformes; Nothobranchiidae
Gene: rhbdd2
Product: rhomboid domain containing 2
Cellular component (GO): membrane
Molecular function (GO): serine-type endopeptidase activity
Source: RefSeq, a predicted model, not a curated record
GCUAUUUCCUUUCAAAGAUGAACGCUCCCAAGCUGUCGCGCGACACAACAAACCCUGCAGAAGUAGUGAUGCGUGUCCCACCCACCCAGAAGGUAUUGUAGCGGUCCGGACUCAGAGCGGACCGAGGUCAGGCGCCACACUCCUUCGUCUCGUGUCUUUAGUGGUUGUUUAAAAUGUUCUUCAAAGCGUUCAAGAAUGUAGCUCCUGUUCCCACCAGUGGGAUUCUCACAGUGGGCCUAGGCUCGUGUGUUUUGUUUUGCCUUCAAACUUUUUUGAACUUGACUCAGGGGGUCUUUAGCAUCGGGGUUGUCGUUUUUCAAAGCGGACACCUGCACAGACUCCUGUUGUUUCCCUUUUACCACCAAACACUGAGCCAGCUGCUUCUGAACAUUGCUGCUUUGCUGUUUCUGUGCGGAAGUGUGGAGAAAAGUGUCGGCACUGUCCACUUCCUGUUCCUCUUCCCCUUGCUGUCCUCCACCACGGGUGCCUUCUACAGUUUCCUGGAUCUUCUGCAGGAUGAAAACACGCGGACUCCCACCGAAGGUCUGCUCCCCGUGACCCUGGCCUGUGUGGCUAUGACGACCAUGCACACUAAAAUGACCAGAGGGUUUCUUUGUGGGGUCAGUUUCCCCUCCGUGGCCCUCCCUUGGCUGAUCCUCGUGUUCUGUACUGUCCUCAUUCCUCGCAGCGUGAUGCUCUGUAACGCCAUCGGCAUCCUGAUUGGGUGGGUGUAUGGUAAAGGGUGGUUCUCCCCAAUGAACAUGUCUGAGGCCAGGGCUGCAGUCCUGGAGAAAAUGAUGCCAUUCAGGUUUUUGAGGAGGAUCAGUGGUGUGAUGUUUGUUCCUGCCUCCAUGGAGGAAAGGAGGAAGACUGUUCUGCCGCAAAUAAACCCCACUCCAGGGUCCUACCCAGUCCAGGCAUAUGCUCCGUUAUCCAGCACCAACACAGCCAAUACCGCAACCUACGAAGGCUGGCCACAAAUGACCGACACGCCUCCUGGUGCAAAGCCAUCUUUGAAUCUUCAUGAACAGCUUCCAGCAGCACGUGGUGGUGGACACAAUCAUGGACACUUGUUAGGCCAGAUCUUUGGACACAACUGUACCCACAACCACAGCCAUGGACAGAAACAGUAGUGUGGUUAUGGUUCUUCUGUUUAACGACGUUUUAUUGCAUCAGCAUGAAGGAUGUCACGUAUACAUUCAUUUAAAGCUGUGCUUUUAAGUCUCACUGGUGUUUUUGUCAUUUUAGUAUCUGCUACUAAUGUUUCUAUAAUAAAUAUUUUUAUCUAACAUACGA